AAGCGGAAGUGGUUGGUCCGCCAUAAUCAUUCGUGUGGGUCUGUGCUUGUGUGGUUUAGGUUUCUUGCCGGUGCCAAUAAUUAUUUUUAAUUAGUAGUAAGUUAUGCGUAUGAAUCCAGACAUGGACGAUGACGAGAAGGGAAAACUGUUCGUCGGUGGUCUGUCAUGGGAGACAUCACAGGAGAACCUGCAGCGCUACUUCUCUCGGUACGGGGAGGUGAUCGACUGCGUCGUGAUGAAAAACAGCGAGUCUGGCCGCUCCAGGGGAUUCGGAUUCGUGACCUUCGCCGAGCCGUCGCUCGUCAACGUGGUCCUCCAGAAUGGACCCCACCAGCUUGAUGGCAGGACUAUUGACCCGAAGCCGUGCAACCCUCGCACGCUUCAGAAGCCGAAGCGCGGCGGCGGCUACCCCAAGGUCUUCCUUGGCGGUCUGCCGUCUAACAUCACGGAGACCGAUCUUAGGGUCUUCUUCGGCCGCUACGGCAAGGUCAUGGAGGUCGUCAUCAUGUACGAUCAGGAGAAGAAGAAGUCCAGGGGUUUCGGCUUCUUGUCGUUCGAAGAUGAGAUGUCUGUUGAGAGAGUGACUCAGGAGCAUUUCAUCAACCUCAACGGAAAGCAGGUGGAGAUCAAGCGUGCGGAGCCCCGUGACGGCUCCGGCAAGCUCGGCUCCGGAUCCGGCGGCAUGGGCGGCGGCGGCAUGAGCGCACCCGGCGACGCGCCACAGGCGGGCCAAUGGGGCCCCCCGGCCGCGGCCCCCAUCAACAUGAUCCAGGGCCACAACGGCCAGAUGGGUGGCCCCCCGAUCAACAUGCCGAUGGCUGGCCCUAACAUCAUGCAAGGCUACCAAGGCUGGGGCACGUCUCCAGGGCAGACGUCGUACGCGGGUUACGGCGCAGCGGGCGCGGGCGCGGGCCCCGGCAACUACCAAGGCUGGGGCGCGCCCCCGGCGCCCCAGGCCCCGCCUCACGCGCCCGCCUGGCCCGCCACCAACAACUACACGCAGCACACGCAGCCGCCGGCCCAGGGAUACGGCAGCUACGGUUCGUACGUGCCGCUGUCCGAAGGCGGCGAGAUGUAUGGCCGCGGCGGCGCGGGCGGCGGCGCUGCGCAGCCUCCGCUGUCCGCCGCGCUGUCCUCCGCAGCGCUGUCCAAGUCGUCGUCCGCCGACUACUCCACGUACCAGCAGUACCCGCCCGCUUACCAGCAGGACCAGUUGGUCGAUCAGGGCCCACAAGAGUGGCUCCUCCAGAAAGACAAUUAGACAUAAGGGCGGGUUCGGAUGAGGGAAUGUCGCGAAACACUGGCAAUUUCUCACUAUGGACGGUUCGAUUAUGCGACGAUAACACGCGCGCCCAUCAAAAAGCCAUCGCAUCGCACUAGAUAUAAGCUUACCUUAGUUCCAUUCGAUAUCCAUAUCGCCUAACUGUAGCCGUGCGAGAUGACUCAAGCUCUUGUCUCAUCUCAACACUUGUAAAUUGGCAUUUAAAGUACAAAUUAGUAAAAUUUGGAUUUUCUCAUAUUGUUACAGGUUCAUUAAUAGUUAAUUUAAUCGAUAAAAUUAAUAUUAAGAGCUGUACUUUAAGUGUUCCACAAUCAGAGUAUAUCGAGCAUUCUGUUAAAUGUAACCGCAGGUCGUUUUUGACUGUUCGAAAUAAGUUAACGAAACAAUCAUGGGGGCAUCAUGUAAUGCGGCCUCUCGACAGCGAUAUCGCUCUUUAUUUGACUUGAUGAAAUAAAAAUCGUGUAAAUUGCAUUGUCUGGCCUCAUUUCGAUCCUCCAUGAGCUUUCGCGUGCCUAGGGCUCCUCGUACGGCGGGUCGCGCUACGCCGGCGAGUACCACGCGCCCGCGUCGCAGCCGCCAGGUGUGCACCACCCGCACCACGCGCCCAAACACUUCGCCGGCGAGUUUAGCAAGGAGUGGCCGGCCGCGUAACCGCCGCUCGUCCGCCGCUCCCUCACUCACACACCACGCACCAAGCGCUGACCGAGAACGUAUACGAAUGCCGAUUUCUAUUCAAUGACCGAUAAAAAUCGCAUCCACGAUCUCUUCAGCCGUUGAUUCGUAUCCCGCGAGCAUAAUAUACGGUCUCCGCAGCGACAUCCGCGCGACACACCCGGUUUACACGAUCACUUUACGCGAGCGAACGCAAUCGCUGUCGAUAGCGACUGAGUUUACACAAUGCAACCUAAUUUAAUUUAGAAACGACUGCGUUUACGCAUUUUUGAAACCUAUUUAGGCGUAAGUCACCGGUGACUGCAUUGACACAAACCCACACGCGUAAUUAAGGAGUUAAUUUUAAUAAUUAAAAUUAUAUAAAAAGUAAUAGUGUAACGAUGACAAUCAGGCUAUUUAGAUAUUUUGUAACACGUAGCUCGUCGAAUAAUUUUUGUAAGGUUUCUAUCGUCUAGAACUCGCGAACUUGCGUUUAUUUUUGAUCGAACGAAUGACGCCUUUAACUUUGACAUUUGACUAAAGAAGGUUCUUGAUAUUAUCCACUUGGCCCGUUUUCGCGACCGCUCCUCGCUGAGACGUCGAGUCGUGUACACGAGUACACGUUUUUAUAUUAACUUUGCUUUUAUUCUAUUUGGAUGUGGGCUUGAAUGGUUUAUUUUAUUUGGAUAUCUUUUCUUUCGAGAGUUUUAAAAAUGAUUUCUUUUAAUGGUAUAUUGAUGAUGGCGCGAGGGCGACGGCAGUCGCGCGUUUGACAGACUCCAUAAUGAGCCCCGCUUAGGGAAAAUGACCUAAAUAAACAUAAUUAAGUGAAUAACUUGUAUAAAUAUUUGGUAUAUAUAUGGGUAUGUAUGUUUAAUAUUAGAAUUUUGGUUAUUUACCACAACCCUAGGAUUUAGGAAAAUGGUAGGGAUGUAAUGAAAUAAUUAUGUGUUAAUAUUUAACAAAACAUAGUAUGACUGAACGUAUUAUAAUAUUAUAAUUUUUUCCCGUUAUUUCGGAAGGGAACAAUCUGUAUAAAUAUAUUCGUAAUUUUAAUUUGUUUUCUAAUAUGCAUUUUAGUUUUUUAUCGCAAUUUUAAGUUUAUAGUAUGGAAUUUAUACUUUUAAUGAAUUAAAUUAACCUGCCAAAUUGUUAAAACGAGCAAAGGAUAAUGUAUGUUAAGUAAAUGAAGCUCAAGCAUUUAGGAUAUAGUUGGGUGUCGCUCCGCUCCCCUCCCGGGCCCUUGUAUAUAUACUUACUUGUGUGUAAAGCAUAAUUUUAAUCAAUUCUCUCGUCACAUAGUCUUAAAGUUUUAAUUUAUGUGAUCGCCAAAUAUUUUUAAAACUGUAUAGAGCUUCGGAAGGCCGCCGCGGCCGUUAGUGGUAUCAUGCACACAGUGAGUUUAAUUUAAAAUAACAUUAUAGAUUAAAUUAAUCUUCGUCCUUGCAGUAUCGAUCUGUAUAUACCGGGCGUUUGACUGAUUAAAAAUUAAUGAUAUUGCUAAGAGACGAUCUCAGGCCGCCUGCAGGCCUCGUUGUAUAUCGUAGACUACGGUACUGAUAGCGCCGCCCCCGGCGCUCCUUUAAGUUUAGUGCGGCAAUCCAGCGCCGCGUCGAUAAGAUUUGUUAUAAAUGUUUUAAUAAAUAGAUGAAUUGUUGAUUACAUUGAAUGCAUAAUUUGAUUAGAAUAGGGUUAUUUAAGAUCGCUCCAUAAGUAAAGUAUAAUUUAUCUACGAGAAAUAAUGUGAGGUAAGCAAAUUUAUAAGUGACGGGCCCGUCGAGGGGAGCGGGGUCUCAAAUUAACGAUAAAAUAGUUAAAACGCCUUUACAUUGUGAUGUUCAUAGUUAACGCGCAUAUUGGUACAUUUCUUAUAGCUCUAUUUAAUACACUCGACUGAGACACAUUCAGUAAGUAGGAAAUCGAACUCGUACCUUAUAACAGUAAUGAAAUAAUGUAAACUAAUGUCGUUGGUGCCUAUCUGCCCACUAGGUUACGUGUAGCCGCGCGCUUCGUUUACUGUUCCUAUGUUAGUUAGGUUAGUUCUGUGUUCAUUCCCCGCUCACUAACUCACUCCCGCGUCUCGCCUCGUUCGAGCAACGCCCCUACGGUGUUCCUUUGCUAUAUCAACCCCCAACCCCCCCAUCAUUUCGGUUAAUUAUUGUUUACUGUAGAUGUAAUAUACAACCACCGAUAAUACGAUAAAAUUGUUCACAUCUGUUUUAAUAUUAGGAAAAGAUGCCUUAAACAGUUAAGGGAAUAUAUAGAUGAUUUAUAUUAUGUUAUUUUCAGUGAUAUUGAUAGCACUAAGGUGAUAGAUAAAGGACUCGCGUCCCACACAAAAUUGGAACAAUACAAUAAUACACUAUUGAUAAUUAGUUUGUAAUGUACCGUUCGUGGCAAUUUUCUAAUUAACAUAAAGAGUAUAAUUUAUUUAAAUAAAAAUAUAAUAUGUAUUAGAAAUUUUAGAUUUACUCAACCUUAAACUUAGUGCAAAUUAUUGUGAAUCAAUUGAGAUAUAUGGGUUUUUAAUUAUGAUAUAGGAAGAGCAUAAAAUAUUGGAUGAAUUUAUUAAUUAAAAUAGUUAGACAAAUACAAAAUACGCUAAGAGUCGCCGAGGCUUGGUCUGUCAAACGCGCCCGCGCCGGCCCGCGCCGUGCAUUGUGCCCUCACUAGUAGCACUAAGGCGUAUACUGUAUCUUAAUCAUAAUGUCUAUGAAUAAUAUUUUAAUCAUGGCUUACUGUAGUACUGUUGUGUAGUUAACCUUUCGACUCUUGUUUGUAUUACUUUAUAUUAUAGUGUACGCGGUUUUUAUAUGUGUAUGUUUAUUCAGUAGUAUAUAAACUGUGUAAAAUGUAUUUUGGUAUAGCCGCACACCGCGCCGGACCGCCGGCCGCGGAUCAUUAAUAACUUAUUAUCGUAAUUGACUAAUUAUAUCCAACACCCCUAGUGUUAAAGUUAGAUUAGCAAUAAAUAUUUGUUUAAGUUCACCCACUACUCGACUUAAUAAAAUUAAAUAUUUUGCAUUUAAAGUGUCGGCCGCCGACAGUCGAUGUUACUGUAGUUUUUCUAAAGUUACUUUUAAAAUCAAUGCAGGUAUUAUUAAUAUAAAACCUCAUAUUUAUAUUAGAAUUAAAUAUAAAUGUAAUUAUUGACACAGAUUUAUCAUAAAUUGCACGGGCUUUACAAUUAAUUAUAACAUUAAUUAUAUUAAAAACUUAGGGCAAGUUGUUAUUUAUUUCUGUUUUAAUUAAAAAAUGAUGUUGAUUAUUUUUUAAACUAUAUUUUUUAUAGUGAAUUAAAGUACAUAAUUCUCGAUUGAUUAGAAUACAAAAUUGUUAGGUGAACUAUCGACUGAUGUACAAUAUUUAAAGUAAUGGUUACUUACGACAGUAUAUAAGUUUACUUUACGCCCGCUACGGGAUAUAUUAUACACGCAUGUAUUAAUUUCCUAAAAUGUAAUUAAUUGGAAGCGGCUCUCGUGUUGGCAGCGUGUGGGCCGACGUCCUGUAAGACUACCCUCGUAUCGCGGCUGGCACUAGAGUGCUCCGCUAGAGUAAGUUACUUUAUGUUCGUAUAUAAAAAGGAAAAUUAUGAUAGUACGCGACCUCCUUGUUGUUUCUUUUUACGAUCAUUAAUGAUAAUUAGUUAAUUACGGUUUUAAUGAUUAAUUUUAACUGAAGCACUAAAGUAAGGAACGCUUGUACGCGAUAAACUUAUUAAUGUAACAAAAGUGCUAAAAACACUUGUAGAAAUACUUAUUCAUAUUAGGUUUGGUAAAAUAAAAUUAG
Messenger RNA from Ostrinia furnacalis (Asian corn borer), 5722 nucleotides. RefSeq names its product Heterogeneous nuclear ribonucleoprotein at 27C (gene Hrb27C). NCBI's taxonomy places the organism in Eukaryota, Metazoa, Arthropoda, Insecta, Lepidoptera, Crambidae. The coding region runs from base 104 to 1261 and encodes 385 amino acids. Gene Ontology annotation, molecular function: mRNA binding. The transcript is spliced from 8 exons. Gene Ontology annotation, biological process: regulation of translation. The record is from RefSeq and is a predicted model, not a curated record.